Molecule: messenger RNA, 4081 nt
Organism: Aedes albopictus (Asian tiger mosquito)
Lineage: Eukaryota; Metazoa; Arthropoda; Insecta; Diptera; Culicidae
Product: probable cytochrome P450 6a14
Exons: 1
Coding region: 2430-3998 (522 amino acids)
Molecular function (GO): heme binding; oxidoreductase activity, acting on paired donors, with incorporation or reduction of molecular oxygen; monooxygenase activity
Source: RefSeq, a predicted model, not a curated record
UCGAAGGAAUCCUUGGAGGAAUUUCUAAAAGAAUCUUUGGAAAAAUUUCUUAAGAAAUCUUCAAAGGAACGCCAAGAUGAGUAAUGAAUACUUGAGGACAUUCCAAGAUAAAUUCUUGGAUAAAUCAAUGGAGAAAUGAUUUACGAGUCAUCCGAAGUGAUUUCAUCGUGCGGGUUCGGAGUGUAAGCGUGGCGGUCGGGUUUUUGUGCCAUUUAGUGUGAUUUUGGAGGCAAAGUGGAUGUGCCGCUUUUCUCAUUCGGAUCGGCCGCGUCGUCGUCGUCAAUUUGAAUGUGCACAUCGUCGUACCCGUGUGUAAUUGUAGCGGUUCAGUGUGAUUUCGGAGAAGAGACCAGUUAGUGGAAGAUGCUGCAGCACAUACGCACUGGACACUUCGAAGGAUAUUUAUUGGUGAGCUCGUUCCAUUUUAUCAUAAUAAUUAAUGCUGUAGGAUGUAGAAAAUUCUUCUCUGGUUUGUGUGUAUUUGUCUAACAAAUAUUGAAAAGUUCGUCACGUCAUGUGUCGGCGUUAGUUCCCAAUGCACAUUUAGUUGAUAAUAAAUAUUUUUCUUUCAUUUUUUGCAUUUACACAAAAAUUUGAAUGGUUCGUUAUCUUCAGUGUCGACACAUUUGUAAUAUUUUAGUCAAAAUGAAUAAAUGUUUUGAUUGAAAUAAAGGUUGCAUGAAUCACAUCACUUAUCAAAGUGAAUCCAAAUCAUGUGACUCUUCCCUCCCCACUAACAAAAACUCCUUCCCGUGACAGUCGUGGAGAAGAUGAGAUGAUUUCGGUCUCUAGUAGCAACGCACGUCACACUAACAUUCCUUCCCUUCCUCGAUGACCGUAAGGACGUGGCCGGCGCCGUUAUUGACUAAUAAAGUUUGGAAUUCUCGAACUGUGCACAUUGGGAGCGGUAGCUACUCCCAAGCUCCGUUUGUUGGAUCCUUGUGCAAUUUCGAUUGUUCUGGUCAAUCACGGAGUAGCAACUACGAAUUGUACGGUCAUCUAUGCUCAUGCUCAUGCUCAUGCUCAAAUCAAUGGAGAAAUGAUUUACUUCCGUGGAAAAAUCAUUUAGGGGAUAUUUCUAGGAUCUCCUGAAACAAACUAUGGAGGAAUGUUUGAAGAAAUUCUAAAAGGACUUUGAAGCCUUUGCAAGAAUCGUUUGAAGUACUCUGAAGUACUUUUGAAAACAUCCUCGGAGACAACACUGUAAGAAUACAUGAAAGAGUGUUUAGAGAAAUAUUGAAUGACACCCUUGCAUUAACCACUUGAAAGAUUCUUGAAGACAAAUUAUUAUUCAAGAAAAUGUUAAAAAAAAAUCGAAGUCGACAUUUUUUUCAACGCUUUGUACAAAAUACAACGGCGUGAUUAUUUGAGAGAAAGUAGAAUAGAUUAAUCAUUGUAAAAUAUGUAUAUCUGUAAUUUUCAUGGGGCCCACAAAUUUGGUUCCGCACUGGGCCCCCAAAUUCCUAGCUACGCCACUGAAUAAACUGUGUUUAUUCCCCCGCCAUAUUGAUUUCUUUGGUUUUACUUUUUCAAACCGUUCUGUAAAAAAUAUUUUCAUUAUUACAACGAUGCAUAUUUUAAAGGGGCACUUGAUUUUUGAUUCUUUUUUAACAAAUUAGACAGUAAAUUGCUUGUGGCAUUUAGAAUAGGUACUCUGUAUAGCAAAAAUAUUCCUCCAUAAUUCAAUGUUUUUUAAGAAGUUUUCGAGCAUUUUUUACAGAUUUCGUUCUGCAUGAUUAUUUUUCCAGGCUGAUUAUAAAUUAUUGAUGUGAACAUGUAUAAAUGUCAUGUUUAGUGUAGCUGGCAAGAGAAGAUUUUAUAAAUGCCAAACCACUUUAUCGAAGUGUUCAUAUGGUUUUCAAAACGCUUUUGUUAUGACCAUAACGUAGCUUGACAAUUUGAAUUGCCUCGUUGACAACCUCUUCACAACCCUCACCAGGGUGGGCCAACUAGCCCGAUUCUGCCCUUCGUGUGGUUUUGAUAGAAACUGUGGAGAUGAAAUUGUCAUGACAAGGGUUUUAUCGAUGUAGGUUUAGAAUUAUCUAAAACUAAAACUAAAAAUGUUACUUGGAAUCCUGUUGAACAGGACAACAGCUGUAGUCACUUGAGCUGUCCUUCGUCGAUGGAUACUAGGGCGAAGGAUCAAUUAACGACGUUUACUGGUUCAAAGAGUUAAACGCCCGAAAGAACUUAACGAAACUUUCAGCAUUUUGAAAUGCAACAGAGAGCAAUAUGGUUUGGCGGUUUCAAUAGAAUACACGAAACGCAUUUUUAGUUAGUUGUUAUCUUGUGUACAAACAUAAUCUAGUUUCCCAAAAAUAAAACUACUGAUAAAGAAAUUUGCUUAGAUGAUAGCACAGAUAGUUCAAAACUUGUUAAAAGCAAGUGUUAUUACCUAGCUGCAUCCAUUACUAUUGAACCUGCCAACCAUGUUGUUCUACAUUUUGUUAACCAUUGUCACGCUGGCCUACCUCUGGAUCCGCCGAAGAUAUUUCUACUGGAAGCGGCGUUCGGUGCCCUACGUUGAACCCAGCUUCCCCCUAGGAAAUCUCUGGGGUAUGAACAAGCGCCACUUUGGUUUGCUGGGUCAGGAUGUAUACAUGAAGCUGAAGGAAACCGGGAGCAAGCUCGGAGGAAUGUUCUUUUUCGUGAACCCGGUGGCGGUGAUUCUGGAUCUUGAUUUUGCCAAAGAUGUGUUUGUGAAGGAUUUUCAGUACUUUCAUGAUCGUGGAGAAUACAGCAACGAAAAGGUGGAUCCAAUCAUGGCUCAUCUGGUCACGAUGGAGGGAACCAAGUGGAAGAAUUUGAGGACGAAGCUUACUCCGGUUUUUACAUCGGGAAAGAUGAAGAUGAUGUUUCCGACUAUAGUGACGGUAGCUGAGGAAUUCUGGAAGUGUAUGGUGGAAGAAGCAGGCAAGGGUGAAGAUAUUGAAAUGAAAGAGUUUUUGGCGCGGUUCACGACCGAUGUGAUUGGGAAUUGUGCCUUUGGAUUGGAGUGUAACAGCUUGAAGGACCCUGAAGCGGAAUUUAGAAAAAUGGGCAGGAAAGCGAUGGCCAUGUCACCGAUGGAAUUUUUGCGUAGGAGAUUGUGUAACUCAUUCAGAGGUUUGGCAAAAGUACUUGGAAUGAGACUCUCCGAUCCAGAUGUUGCUGAUUUUUUUAUGAACGCCGUUCGAAGCACCAUUGAGUAUCGUGAAAGAAAUGGGAUUCAUAGGAAUGAUUUUAUGGAUUUACUGAUUAAAAUGAGGAAUCCAGAAUCUAUCGAUGGGAGCUCUGAUGAGAUGGGUAUGUUGACAUUCAAUGAGAUUGCUGCGCAAGCUUUCGUGUUUUUCUUGGCUGGAUUUGAGACGUCAUCCACAGCAAUGUCGUUCUGUUUAUACGAACUGGCCAAAAAUCAAGAGCUACAGAAUAAAGCACGACGCAACAUUGCUGAUGUACUAGCCAAGCAUGGUGCGAUGACGUAUGAAGCAGUUCACGAAAUGGCGUAUAUUGAAAAUUGCAUUAAUGGUAUUCAGUUACUGGACUUCAUCGAUGAUAUCACUGAUUUCUAUCUUGAUUUCUAUUUCACAGAAUCACUUCGAAAAUACCCACCUGUGACAAACAUAGUACGAAGUGUUACCAAAUCGUACAGGGUACCAGGAAUGAAUGUCACACUUGAGAAAGAUUGCCGUAUUCUUCUACCGGUUUAUGCAAUCCAUCACGAUCCACAGCUUUUCCCACAUCCGGAGCAAUACGAUCCGGAUCGCUUCAAUGCGGACCAGAGUGCGGGUCGUCAUCCGAUGGCGUUUGUGCCGUUCGGUGAAGGACCUCGAAUCUGCAUAGGACUGCGCUUCGGAAUGAUGCAGGCACGCAUAGGCUUGACGUGCCUGUUGAAACACUUCCGUUUCACCUUGUCGGACAGAAUGCAUGACCCGUUGAUGAUGAAGUCGAACACUAUCAUUCUUGCUUCUGAAGGAGGUUUGUGGAUGAAGUUAGAGUGUCUUGAAGAUAAAUUAUAGGUGGUUGGAACAAAAGCUCAUUUUUUCCUGACGUUGAAAUUAUAUCUUCAUUGAACCAAUUCUUCAGAUUAGUGACCGAGACA